Molecule: messenger RNA, 1006 nt
Organism: Owenia fusiformis
Lineage: Eukaryota; Metazoa; Annelida; Polychaeta; Sabellida; Oweniidae
Source: the annotation of a GenBank genome assembly
GGACACCUUGCAUAUUUUUGACGUCAAGAGGUACUGUGGCCAUGGUCAACUUUAAGUAUAAAAUGUCAUGCACUCCUUUGUGUAAUGUAUAUUCUCAGUCUCACCGGAACGAACAAUAUAUUGAACAAAUGUUGGCCAUAAUAAUACUUGCAGUUUUUGUUGGUUGUUUUGGACAAAAUCAACCAGACCCGGACCUUGCAGAAACAUGGUUCUAUAUCGUAGAUCUCAACGCUGACAAUAUAGCAGAGCCACAUGAGCUGGAGAGUUUCUAUUUCAGAUAUGACGGAGACAGAGAUGGAGUUGUAACGGUAGAGGAAUUUGUAAACCAUACCCUUAACUGGCCAGAUGAUUUCAAUGUCUCCAAGGCAGAAGGCCCUAGCUAUUUUAAGUUGCAAGAUUUGGAUGGGAACAACCAGAUUGACGGUGAUGACGUCACGCUUUGGUUGGAGGACGUAAACCAAGACGAGGGAGACGAUGUCGUUGGUUUUGAGUUUAAAUGGGGAGCAAGACGAGUGUUUCGUGCAGUGCGGUUAAUGAUGAUUCUGAUACAGUAUGAUUCCGACGGAUUUGAUUCGCUAUCCAGAGAUGAGUUCAAUUCAUUCUUUAAUGACUUAGACACCAACAACGACACUCGGGUAGAUCUUCAAGAGUUUACAACGUUUUGGACCAACUUCCAGGGAGGUGAUGCUGCAGACGCAGCCUUCAUUUUCAGGAAAAUGGAUUGGAACGAAGACGGUGUGUGGGAUCAGGCAAAUGAUGUCAACAAUGGGCUCUAUGGCAGAAUUGAUAAAGAUCCUCAAGAUGGAGUCCUGCAAUUUAAUGAGUGGUUUUGGAUUGAUCAGUUUGUCAACUACGAUCUACGCUGUGCCAUUGUCAUCCCAGGAGGAAACUACAAGUCCAAAAAUUAGUACUUAAGAGAAUUUCACAAUAUUUAUUAAUGUUAUACGUAUAAAUGAAGAAUAAUGUAUAUGACUAUGACUAAAUAGAGUCAAUCUCAAAUUCCGAA